Messenger RNA from Actinia tenebrosa (Australian red waratah sea anemone), 387 nucleotides. RefSeq lists its product as uncharacterized. NCBI's taxonomy places the organism in Eukaryota, Metazoa, Cnidaria, Anthozoa, Actiniaria, Actiniidae. The record is from RefSeq and is a predicted model, not a curated record.
AUGGUCUUMAKAAUAACGGAUACAUUUACGGAGUCGGAAUAUGAGAUUGCAUUCUUCGACCCUCUCAGCAACAAACCUUCAACAUCGCGCUGCUCCGUGUGUAGUCUGCCACGUCCAGACCCGAAGCACCAAGCUGAUGGUCCCUGGAACUUACGCGUGUCCCGCGGGAUGAAGAGAGAAUACUGGGGAUACCUGAUGAGUGAAAAGCAUAACCACAAACAUACCACAGAAUACAUCUGUGUAGAUAAAGAUGCCGAAUACGUCCCAGUAAGCGGUGCUGCUAAUCAUGGUGUCCUGUUGUACCCAGUUGAAGGACGCUGUGGUUCUUUGCCUUAUGGUCCAUACGUAGAGGCUCGUGAACUUACAUGCGCAGUGUGUACCAAAUGA